AUGAGCCACCAUGCGGCUCUCUCUCGUCAAUGUUGUAUUUCAUUUUUUGUCGCCCUCCUCCCCACCUGCCCCCUCCCAUCCUCGCGCCGGCUCCGGACGGCCCCUAACCGUCCGACGUCCGACGUCCCCCGUCACGGAUACCCUGUGGGAAACGCGUCCAGCAGCCGCUCGCUGUCUCGACCGCCGCCGCUGCCGCGGUCGUCGCUGUCACCCUCCCCGUCGCCUUACUUCGUGCCGACCUCAAAACUCAACCCCCCGCCUCAACAGCGGGUGUUCCGGGAUCGCACGAGUGGCAAUAACGCGACACUAUAUGAGGUUUUGCCGUCAGAGCGCGCGUUCUCGCGCGUCUUGACGGGGCCGUAUUCCUACCGUCCACAUUCACCCUCUCUCCCCACCGUUCGCUCUCGCGACCACUGCUGGCGCCGCGAACGGUCCGUCACCGCCGCCGAUGAUGUGCAUCACGCCGAUGCCGAAACGGCUCACACCGCGUAG
This is a messenger RNA of Gloeophyllum trabeum ATCC 11539, 492 nucleotides long. RefSeq lists its product as uncharacterized. The transcript is spliced from 2 exons. The record is from RefSeq and is a predicted model, not a curated record. Bases 1 to 492 code for a protein of 163 amino acids. Lineage: Eukaryota; Fungi; Basidiomycota; Agaricomycetes; Gloeophyllales; Gloeophyllaceae.